Acanthopagrus latus (yellowfin seabream) is the source of this 5606-nucleotide messenger RNA. It is a transcript of the gene fam78bb, whose product is annotated as family with sequence similarity 78 member Bb. The transcript is spliced from 2 exons. The record is from RefSeq and is a predicted model, not a curated record. Bases 297 to 1196 code for a protein of 299 amino acids. Lineage: Eukaryota; Metazoa; Chordata; Actinopteri; Spariformes; Sparidae.
GAAUCCUUGAGGAGAGGGCGCACGGAAGCGGACAGUGAGGAUACGGUCAUAUCAGAAAUUCAUGUGAUACUUUAUUAAAUCCCUGCCGGGCGAUUUGUCUUGUGGCUUGGAGCCUCCAGAGGGGUCAGAGGCCGGGACAUGAGCAGGGCGGCCGCCUGCUGACACAGAGGGACUGAACCUGGACCCUGGGAACCCCCCUCCUCCCUCCCACCCACCUCACUCACUCAAGCCUUAUUGUGAUUGUGAUCGGGGCCUACAGAGUGGUAGCACCCACCUUUGCCUUACAGCUUCAUCUGAUGCACGGCCUCAUAGUGUUGGUACUGGUCGAGUCCCGGUCAGCAGCGCUGCUCCCCAGGCCUGUCGGGCUCUCCUGGCUGCUCCUGACCAUCACCUUCACCUGCACAGCCAUGGGCUGCAUCCAGAGCAUAGCCUGUAACAAGUCGCGCAUCAAGCGGGAGAACAUCGUGGUGUACGACCUAUCGGCCACCAUAGACCACUGCCCGACUGUCAUCGAGGAGAACUCGCCCAUCGUGCUCCGGUACAAGACGCCCUACUUCAAAGCCUCGGCGCGGAUUGUGAUGCCCCCAAUCCCGCGCAAUGAGACAUGGGUGGUGGGCUGGAUCCAGGCGUGCACCCAGAUGGAAUUCUACAACACCUAUGGAGACGUCGGCAUGUCGAGCUGGGAGCUGCCCCAGCUUCGAGAGGGUCUGGUGAGGGCCAUCAGCGACUCAGAUGGCGUGAGCUACCCCUGGUACGGAAACACCACCGAGACCGUCACCAUUGUGGGCCCCACCUCCAAGCCAUCCCGCUUCAUCGUUAGCAUGAACGACAAUUUCUACCCCAGCGUCACCUGGGCUGUGCCCGUCAGUGAAUCCAACACGCCCCUGCUGACUAACAUCAAAAGGGACCAGAGUUUCACCACCUGGCUGGUGGCGCUCAACACCACGUCCAGGGAAAAGAUCCUGCUCCACACCAUCAAGUGGAGGAUGAGGGUCGACAUCGCCGUGGACCCGUCCCUGCCUCUGGGCUCCAGGGCCAGGCUGGUGGGCCGGGUGCACCAGGACCAGCCGCGGGUGCUGACCCGCAUGGAGCCCAUCCCUCCCAACGCCAUGGGAAGGCCCAACGCCAACGACGCCCAGGUUCUGAUGUGGAGGCCGAGGAGAGGACCUCCGCUUGUCGUCAUACCGCCCAAGUAGAGCGCUGAGGGCAUCGGAUUGGCCGUUUGUUACACCACAUCCGAGCGCGGCGAAACGGCCAAGGAGACAAUCAGACGCGAUAAAGAAACAACAAAAAUGAAGAUCUAUAAGCAGGCCGGGGCUUGAACUGUCACUGGCACAAAUCAGAGUCUUUUAGUGUGUAAAAUCUUGAGGGGACAACUGCCUUAAUUCCCCACCGCUGCCUUUGACGAUCCAGAAAGUAUGUUGGUCUCUCCUUCUGGUGCUGUUGAGCUGUCCAGGCCUGCACACUCCAGACCGGCAUGAAUGAGCAAAAGCUAACUCUGAUGCUGGGAUGUAACUCAAACCUGUACUGUAGCUUACUCAGGCCCAGAAAGAAAACGAUCAAGCCUAAACACAGACCCUGUUAAAAAAAAAAAAAAAAAGGUUCUUCAGCCUUAACGACGACGUCGUACCGGCCUGCUCUGUACUGUGCAGUGAAGUGCUGAUGUGUAAGAGUGUCACCGAGGAAAAGGUGUUAGUGUUUAUGUGUCAUACAGGUCGGACAAGUUUAUUGAUGACGGACAGAGAUAAGUAGAAUAUCAGCCGAGGUGUCAGGGGAUGGUGCGCUUUUGGAGACGGUGUGAGUGCGGGUGUGCAGCCAUGUGUGUAUGUGUUUUCUAUAAUGGAGCCCCAGGGUUGGGUCCGGGCUUGCUGCUUUGUCACACCAGACUGCCUCACACACAAACGCUCACACUGACACACACGCUGACACACACACUGACACACACACUGACACACACACCAGGGUCCUCAUUCGUGACAACAGAAAACAUUUGUCAACAUACACGCAUACUCAGAGCUGCUUUUUCUUUUUUUUUUUUCCGAACAUAUCACAUGAAAAAUGUUGAAAUCACAGCUUGGACUUGGUGUCGCGAUUUGUGCAGCGAGAAGAAUUUUAAAUGAAGCCCUGCGGCAGGAUUUUUUUUUUUUUUUUUGAAAAACACAAAUGGCCAGUUCAUCCAAGCUGCAGAGCUUCUCGCUCCCUGCCUUUUGAAAGCCAGUGAUGCCUGUGUUGAUGACAGCCUUCUGCAGUGAAAACAGGAUUUUGUGAUUCCCAAGUUCCAUCUGAUCAGACAUGUGAGGCGGAGACACAAGGUUACUUUAUUUUGCAAGUUAUGAAAGGAGUCUGUCUUUGGUUUGUCCUCUGCAAGUGAGACAAUACAUAGUUAUUCAGUCAGUAUAUGUUGUUUAAGGACACAGAUUAUCGUGAGAGAUGUCUAUAUUUACGCAAGAAGACUUAAAGGGUAACUACACCAAUUUUACACAUUCAAGUGUGUUUACAGGUCUUGGGGAGUACUGCUAUAUAUGUAAAAGUAGUAUGAAGCCUUUUGUGGCUCCAGAGGAAGCAGCAUUUCAACAGUGAUGUCACUCAGUGGCUCAGUUGCAUUGUGGGUAAUGAAGGAAGCAGAAUGCGUCGAAGACAAAAGGUGACCUGCAGUAUCAAUUUUUAUCCUUUAAACUUUCCACAAUGAGUCCAACUUCUUUGAAGGAGUGGUGCCUACAUUACCCACAAUGCAACUUUGCCACUAAGUGACAUCACUAGUCGCAAUAUUUCAGAUGACAUGCAGCUUCCUCUGGAGCCAGGACAGGUAUCAUGUUCGUGUUUGCAGCAGUACUCCCCAUGAUCUGUAGACACACUUUAAUGUGUACAAUUGUGAAGUUACCCUUUAAAAAAAAACAGUUUACCUUGACUACAAAAAAUAGAGCUUCUCACUCACUUCUAGCAGUAUUCAGUAUCUACGAUUGAGAUGUCUGACUCCAAGUUUGAGGUGAAUGAAAUAUCUUCAGUGAUCACAGCUUUGAAACUCAACAACAGCUCUGAAAGGCUCACUACGUACACCUGAGUGUGAUGGGAAUAACUUUUUGCAGGUAUUUGGUCAAUACCCAAAAUUUGAACUAGAAGAUUAGGAGGCUAAUAGCCAAAGUUACUAUGAUUCAUCCUCUCAACACCAUGGAUAUCUGAGCCAGAUCACAUGACCGCCCAUCCAGUAGUCGUUGUGAUGUUUAACUAAAAAGCGAAAAUGUAAAGCUCAUGUUCGAGGAAUUACCCAAAUGAAAAUCCAAGCUGAUUAUCGUGACAUAUUUUAACUUUGUAAAAGGAAACUACAGCUCCUAUGAUAUUGGAUAUUGCACUUGGUCCUUACUGAAAUUACAAUAAUAUUUCAAAUAAUUGUUCAACCCUACCAGGAAACAUCUGGGACACGCUGAAAUACAUUUUCAAAUACUUUUUCAAAGCACUGAAGCACUGAAAUGACAUUUCCUUCACCCACAUCACACUGAAUGGAUAAAUCAAAGGGACAGACAUCUGAAAACCUGAACUGAAACAAUCUGCGUGCCUCAAAUCAGAUAGAAGUGGGAAAAAAAGCACAUUUUUGUAAUUAGGUGAACUGAACUUUUAAAGAUCGGUGCAGCAUUUGGUUCACACAGACACACGCUAUCUUGUGCCAUUCCGAUCUUUUAUAAAGUGUGUUUUUAUGAAGAUUCACGACUGACGAAGGUGAAAAACAAACAAACAAACAAACAAACAAAAACAAAAAACAGGGUGCAGCUUACAGAACAUCUCACAGUCGCGUCGAAUCUGAAAACGUUGCUUACUGUUUUUCCCAGGCGGGGUCUACAACAACGCCGUGUUUCUGUCGGUGCACACUCAGCGAGCCGGUGAAAUAGAUCAGGCUGAAGUGCUGAGCUGGCCGAGAGGAGACAGAGAUGAAGAGAGGCGGAGGAUGUAACCACCUUAUCUCACCCAUGCUGCUCAUUACUCCUGGUGCAAACCGAACGAGCCUUCUCGCGCAAACACACACACACACACACACACACACACACACACACACACACACACACACACACACCUCACUUAGAACGACACUAAAGCCGCGAUCAUCCGAAGGAGCGCCCUGCCUCAUCGUAUACUGUAGACGGCGUGGACAUUAAAUAUUUCAACCACAUGCUCGUUGUAGCCGCGACACAGGAGCAAGUUAGCGAGGCGAACAAACAUCUGAGAGCUCACGUCGACAAUCGAGGGAAACAUCUAGAGCAGCACUUUAACCCGGAGAAUCAAAGUAGGUGAUCUUUGCGAUGGAGGCUUUUAUAGGGUGAAACUUUUUCCACACGUUGCCCCGAUUGAAAACAAAGCGAAAAGUGAAAAAAUUACAUUCAUAUUCGACCACGAGGUCACACGGCGAUCAGUCUGUGUGUAUCAGGGCCUCAAGUGUCUUUUACAGUAACAGAUGUGCCUGAGGACUCCAGGCUGGAGCGCCACACGGCCUCCUUCGUGAGGAGCGUGACUCGUGAAUUGCUGAUUGACUGGAGUCUGAUGCAGUUGUUUGUUUAACAUGACUGGGUUAUAAAAAAUAAAAAUAAAAAAAGAAGAAGAAAAAGAGAAAAAAAAGGUGUUUUAAAGUGUUACAAUACGAAGGACAUGGAACUCUGGCGUGUUGCAGUCCUUCCUCUCAGACUGUCUGGCUUUUGCAUGCAGUGUUUUUAAAACUCAUUAAAAACAAAUGCCAAAAAUAUCAACGUGUGAAUUUAUUCAUGUAGCUCGCAGUUCACAUGCCAAGUUUUAAAUUAGACGAGGUCGACUUGUAAAUUUGCAAAGACUUAUAUAGGAUCAGACACCAGGGGAGAAGACUUGAGAUGCCUUUUCAUCAGUUCUAGGCCUGUAACGAUAAUGACGUCAUCGACUUACACAUAACUUUAUCAACUUAUCAAUGAACAUAUAUGACCUGUAGCCAAGAUGAUGCCAUAACAACUAGCAGGGAUUUCGCUACCAUUAUAAGUAUUUUCUUCACAUUUCAUUUAUUGUUGUCUUGUUUGUUUUGUGAGGACUGAUUUUAUUUAUUUAUUUUUUUUACAAUCCAGUGUCUGAAUAUUAUUUAUUGCUCUUUGAAAUGGUGUACUUACACUAUUAUGCUAAGAACUAUCACGUCUCAGUGGCAUGAAAUGGUUUUUCAAAUGGCAGUAAUAUAAUUUUUCGGAAUCAUUAAGUUCGUCUAACAAAGACAGUCCAAGUUAUAAAUGUGUUGUGUGUCUUAGUGCAGAAAGAAAAAAAAUCUGGGAGGAAACACACUGUGAAUAAAACACAAUAAACACAUUCAGAAAAUUCAAGGAAACAUGUUUCUUUUUAUAAAAGAUUCACAUAUUGGUAAUUCAAAUAAUAAAGUUAUUAAUUAUACCCGCUUUAUCCCAAGAAAAAGAAAAAUAGUAGUUCCAGGAGAAAAUAAAUCGUACAAUCCAAGGUUUACUUUGUGUGUAAAUAAUGCCUCACAGAUGUCUGAUGUCAUUAGUUUAUAAUAGGGAUGCACGAUUAUUUCAGUAUCAACCGAAGAAGGCUUUAAAGGAGCACUAUGUUUAUAGGCACAUUAAAAAAAGGUGCAAACAGAAACAGACCCC